Molecule: messenger RNA, 5035 nt
Organism: Ochlerotatus camptorhynchus
Lineage: Eukaryota; Metazoa; Arthropoda; Insecta; Diptera; Culicidae
Product: mucin-2-like
Exons: 1
Coding region: 79-5028 (1649 amino acids)
Cellular component (GO): extracellular region
Molecular function (GO): chitin binding
Source: RefSeq, a predicted model, not a curated record
UCCAGUCGACAUUGAAGAACAGACCUGAUCACCAAAAAAUUGUGUUAGAAUUACUUAGUAAACGAAUGAACAUUCAGAAUGAAGAAAAAGCUAAUGUUAUUGGUAUGCUACGUGUUAUUGGAAAUCUCAGAACACGCGCAAUCGGUCGAGCUUGAGUGCGAGAAGGAAGGUUUCGCUGUAGUGGAAUCGGAGAAUUGUGGCGUUUACUACUAUUGUGUCAAAAGUGCAAACGAUGAGUUCUAUGCUGUCAAGUUUGAAUGCCCACUGGGUGAAGGGUUUUCCCUGCUAAAACUGAAGUGUAUUCCAGAAGACAAUAACGAUUGUGGAAAACUUCCAGACACACCCAUUGAUGACCCAAUACUAUCUGGUGACUUUGUAUGUCCAUCAUCAGGACACUUUCCUGAUGUCGAAUCACCUGACUGUAAAUCGUACUAUAUGUGUAGUAAUGUUCUGUUACCCGUAUUAAACAACUGUCCUUCAACGACCAUAUUUUCUUGGGUGUCCAUGAAGUGUGUGUUGCCAACCACUUUUACGUGCCCCAAUGCAAUAACUACCACAACUGAAGCUACUACGAUACCAACUGAAGAGAAUACCGGUCCUGACAGUUUUGUGUGUAUUACUGAAGGACGUUUUUCAGACCCUCAAUCUGUUGAUUGCACAAGAUAUUACCUAUGCGUAACUACAAUCGACGGAAACAUUGACGCAAUUUUGUAUCAAUGCGCUUUAGAUACAGUAUUUUCACCAGAAACCCAGAAGUGCGUCAUGUCAAACCAAUAUGAGUGCCCUGCGACCACAUCUUCGGCAGAACCUUCAACGAUCGAGGCAGCUACUUCCACAACGACCGAAGAAUCAACUUCAGAAACCAGGGAACCAAACGCAUUCGUGUGUACUGAUAUUGGACGCGUUCCUGAUCCAGCUUCAACCGAUUGCACGACAUACUACCUGUGCACGAUCAGUAUAUACGGAAUAUAUGAAGCUAUCCUGUACCAGUGUCCAUCGAAUACUAUCUUUUCACCAGUAGAUCAGAAAUGUUUGGCGACGGGUUAUCAGUGUUCAGCGGGCACUACUGCGAUGACAGAUAUGCCUGCGACUAUUGAAAGCACUAUUUCAUAUACUACAGACAUUGAAGUUACUACCCAGAAUUCUUCGACUAGUGAGACGACUGUAACUGUUGAGAUUACCACGACAACCGAUACAGAGAAUCAGUCCACUGUUUCGGAAAGUACCAGCGCAUCCACCACAGACCAUAACGCUGUAACAACCCUAUAUCCAUCAUCAUUCAUUUGCACCAGCUAUGGACGUUUUUCUGAUCCAGAAUCUACCGAUUGUAAGGGUUACUAUCUAUGUACCGAGAAUACUGAUGGAUUUUUCAAAGCGACGCUAAAUCAGUGUCCUUCGGUUACCAUCUUCACCCCUGAGAAAGGAAAAUGUGUUCAGCCGACAGAUUAUCAAUGCCCUAUGGUGGAAACUACUACCCCGGAUCCCACAAAGGAGUCUUCCACGGUCGAAACAACAGUUUCGUCAUCAGAAACACCUAUAGUCACUACACCAGAACCAUCAUCCACUGUGCUUACUACAGAUUACACGUUUCCGUCACCUGCCAUAACAACCACAAACGAACCAUCCACUUCAGAAACAGAUGAGCCCACUCGGGAACCUCCUGGUGAAUCGUUUGCUUGCCCUGACUACGGACGUUUUCCCGAUCCAGAGUCUACCGAUUGCAAGGGUUACUAUCUAUGUACCGAGAAUACUGAUGGAUUUUUCAAAGCGACGCUAAAUCAGUGUCCUUCGGUUACCAUCUUCACUCCUGAAAAAGGAAAAUGUGUUCAGCCGACAGAUUAUCAGUGCCCUAUGGUGGAAACUACUACACCGGAUCCCACAAAGGAGUCUUCCACGGUCGAAACAACAGUUUCGUCAUCAGAAACACCUAUAGUCACUACACCAGAACCAUCAUCCACUGUGCUUACUACAGACUACACGAUUCCGUCACCUGCCAUAACAACCACAAACGAACCAUCCACUUCAGAAACAGAUGAGCCCACUCGGGAACCUCCUGGUGAAUCAUUUGCUUGCCCUAACUACGGACGUUUUCCCGAUCCAGAGUCUACCGAUUGCAAGGGUUACUAUCUAUGUACCGAGAAUACUGAUGGAUUUUUCAAAGCGACGCUAAAUCAGUGUCCUUCGGUUACCAUCUUCACUCCUGAAAAAGGAAAAUGUGUUCAGCCGACAGAUUAUCAGUGCCCUAUGGUGGAAACUACUACACCGGAUCCCACAAAGGAGUCUUCCACGGUCAAAACAACAGUUUCGUCAUCAGAAACACCUAUAGUCACUACACCAGAACCAUCAUCCACUGUGCUUACUACAGACUACACGAUUCCGUCACCUGCCAUAACAACCACAAACGAACCAUCCACUUCAGAAACAGAUGAGCCCACUCGGGAACCUCCUGGUGAAUCAUUUGCUUGCCCUGACUACGGACGUUUUCCCGAUCCAGAGUCUACCGAUUGCAAGGGUUACUAUCUAUGUACCGAGAAUACUGAUGGAUUUUUCAAAGCGACGCUAAAUCAGUGUCCUUCGGUUACCAUCUUCACUCCUGAAAAAGGAAAAUGUGUUCAGCCGACAGAUUAUCAGUGCCCUAUGGUGGAAACUACUACACCGGAUCCCACAAAGGAGUCUUCCACGGUCGAAACAACAGUUUCGUCAUCAGAAACACCUAUAGUCACUACACCAGAACCAUCAUCCACUGUGCUUACUACAGACUACACGAUUCCGUCACCUGCCAUAACAACCACAAACGAACCAUCCACUUCAGAAACAGAUGAGCCCACUCGGGAACCUCCUGGUGAAUCAUUUGCUUGCCCUGACUACGGACGUUUUCCCGAUCCAGAGUCUACCGAUUGCAAGGGUUACUAUCUAUGUACCGAGAAUACUGAUGGAUUUUUCAAAGCGACGCUAAAUCAGUGUCCUUCGGUUACCAUCUUCACUCCUGAAAAAGGAAAAUGUGUUCAGCCGACAGAUUAUCAGUGCCCUAUGGUGGAAACUACUACACCGGAUCCCACAAAGGAGUCUUCCACGGUCGAAACAACAGUUUCGUCAUCAGAAACACCUAUAGUCACUACACCAGAACCAUCAUCCACUGUGCUUACUACAGACUACACGAUUCCGUCACCUGCCAUAACAACCACAAACGAACCAUCCACUUCAGAAACAGAUGAGCCCACUCGGGAACCUCCUGGUGAAUCAUUUGCUUGCCCUGACUACGGACGUUUUCCCGAUCCAGAGUCUACCGAUUGCAAGGGUUACUAUCUAUGUACCGAGAAUACUGAUGGAUUUUUCAAAGCGACGCUAAAUCAGUGUCCUUCGGUUACCAUCUUCACUCCUGAAAAAGGUAAAUGUGUUCAGCCGACAGAUUAUCAGUGCCCUAUGGUGGAAACUACUACACCGGAUCCCACAAAGGAGUCUUCCACGGUCAAAACAACAGUUUCGUCAUCAGAAACACCUAUAGUCACUACACCAGAACCAUCAUCCACUGUGCUUACUACAGACUACACGAUUCCGUCACCUGCCAUAACAACCACAAACGAACCAUCCACUUCAGAAACAGAUGAGCCCACUCGGGAACCUCCUGGUGAAUCAUUUGCUUGCCCUGACUACGGACGUUUUCCCGAUCCAGAGUCUACCGAUUGCAAGGGUUACUAUCUAUGUACCGAGAAUACUGAUGGAUUUUUCAAAGCGACGCUAAAUCAGUGUCCUUCGGUUACCAUCUUCACUCCUGAAAAAGGAAAAUGUGUUCAGCCGACAGAUUAUCAGUGCCCUAUGGUGGAAACUACUACACCGGAUCCCACAAAGGAGUCUUCCACGGUCGAAACAACAGUUUCGUCAUCAGAAACACCUAUAGUCACUACACCAGAACCAUCAUCCACUGUGCUUACUACAGACUACACGAUUCCGUCACCUGCCAUAACAACCACAAACGAACCAUCCACUUCAGAAACAGAUGAGCCCACUCGGGAACCUCCUGGUGAAUCAUUUGCUUGCCCUGACUACGGACGUUUUCCCGAUCCAGAGUCUACCAAUUGCAAGGGUUACUAUCUAUGUACCGAGAAUACUGAUGGAUUUUUCAAAGCGACGCUAAAUCAGUGUCCUUCGGUUACCAUCUUCACCCCUGAAAAAGGGAAAUGUGUUCAGCCGACAGAUUAUCAGUGCCCUAUGGUGGAAACUACUACACCGGAUCCCACAAAGGAGUCUUCCACAGUCGAAACAACAGUUUCGUCAUCAGAAACACCUAUAGUCACUACACCAGAACCAUCAACCCCAGUGCUGACAACACAAACACCGCCAACAAGUGAAUCGUUCGUCUGUACCGCUGUUGGGCGUUUCCCUGACCCUAUGUCUACUGACUGCAAAGGCUACUAUCUAUGUUCAACCACCGUGGCUGGAGUCUACGAAACCGUGCAAACUCAGUGUCCAUCUAUCACUAUAUUCUCAGCGGAGCAAAAUCGAUGCGUUAUCAUGUCACAAUACCAAUGUCCAACGGCAACCACUACGUCCACUGUCGAGCCUACAACACAAGAGACAACUUUCACAACUCCAUCAAUAGCAACUAGUCCUGGUAUUUUUAGUUGCACAAGCAUUGGUCGUCAUCCUGACCCAUCACAACCGGAUUGCUCAAAGUACAAAUACUGCCUUCUGACGGCUACUAACGAGUUUUUAGAGUACACCUUCAACUGCCCUUCAGGAUCCUAUUUCAAUCCUCUAGAACUUCGUUGUUCAAUUGGUUAUAGCUGUCCGGCUCUAUCUCCCACAGUCAUAUCAGAAGGUACAACGGAGCUGUCACUCAUGACGACGCCAUUCUAUUGUACUUCCGAUGGACGGUUUCCCGAUCCAACAUCCGAAGGUUGUGACACUUACAUAAUGUGUCUGAAGACGACCGUUGGUAAUUUUCAGAACUACAACUUCAAAUGCCCGAGUGGAUCACUAUUCAGUCCAGCUGAAGCGAAAUGCUCAACUAGCUACUUAUGUAUCUGAAUGAAAA